This is a messenger RNA of Trachemys scripta elegans, 7907 nucleotides long. It is a transcript of the gene SCUBE3, whose product is annotated as signal peptide, CUB domain and EGF like domain containing 3. Gene Ontology annotation, cellular component: cell surface. Gene Ontology annotation, biological process: signal transduction. Bases 16 to 3021 code for a protein of 1001 amino acids. Lineage: Eukaryota; Metazoa; Chordata; Testudines; Emydidae. The transcript is spliced from 23 exons. Gene Ontology annotation, molecular function: calcium ion binding. The record is from RefSeq and is a predicted model, not a curated record.
CACACACAGACUGCAAUGGGGGCUUUGCAGAUUGCUGGAUUUUGCAUUCUCUUCUUUCUCAUCCACUCUGGAAACACGUUGGCAAAUAAAGCCAGCCAAGAUGUUGACGAAUGCGUCGAGGGGACUGACAACUGCCACAUUGACGCCCUCUGCCAGAACACCCCCAAAUCCUACAAGUGCAUCUGCAAGUCCGGAUACUCCGGGGACGGGAAGCAUUGCAAAGACGUCGAUGAGUGCGAGCGGGACGACAACGCUGGCUGCGUCCACGACUGUGUCAACAUCCCGGGGAAUUAUCGCUGCACCUGCUACGACGGCUUCCGCCUGGCGCACGAUGGCCACAACUGCCUGGAUCUGGAUGAGUGCUCGGAGGGGAACGGCGGCUGCCAACAGACCUGCGUCAACAUGAUGGGGAGCUACGAAUGCCACUGCCGGGACGGCUUCUUCCUGAGUGACAACCAGCACACCUGUAUCCAGCGCCCAGAAGAAGGAAUGAACUGCAUGAACAAGAACCAUGGCUGUGCCCACAUCUGCCGGGAGACCCCCAAGGGGGGCAUCGCCUGCGAGUGCCGUCCGGGCUUUGAGCUCACCAAGAACCAGCGGGACUGCAAAUUGACCUGCAACUAUGGAAAUGGAGGAUGCCAACACACGUGUGACGAUACAGACGAAGGGCCCAAGUGUGGCUGCCAUGUGAAGUUUGUGCUGCACACUGAUGGGAAAACGUGCAUAGGGGAGAGGCACCUCCAGCAACACGUUACCCCCCAGACGUUUUCUAAUGAGACCUGCGCCGUGAACAAUGGGGGCUGUGACAGCAAGUGCCAUGACGCAGCCACGGGUGUGCACUGCAGCUGCCCAAUGGGCUUCAUGCUGCAGCCAGACAGGAAAACUUGCAAAGAUAUUGACGAGUGCCGGCUGAACAAUGGCGGCUGCGACCACAUCUGCAGGAACACGGUGGGCAGCUUCGAGUGCAGCUGUAAGAAAGGCUACAAGCUGCUGAUCAACGAAAGGACCUGCCAAGAUAUUGACGAGUGCUCCUUCGACAGGACCUGUGACCACGUCUGUGUCAACACCCCGGGGAGCUUCCAGUGCCUGUGUCACAAGGGCUACAUGCUGUACGGGCUCACCCACUGUGGAGACAUUGAUGAAUGCAGCAUCAACCGAGGAGGCUGCAAAUUCGGCUGCGUAAACGCCCCUGGCAGCUACGAGUGUACCUGUCCAGCCAGCUGCAAACUGCACUGGAACAAAAAGGACUGCAUAGAGCUGGUGAAAUGCCUGACGGGCCCCAUCUCUCACCGGGCCAUGCUCACCUGCAACAAGAACGGCAAGAAGGACAGUUGCUCCCUCACCUGCAUCUCCAAGGCCCGCUUCCUGCCAGAGUCCGACAGCAGCUACACGGUGAGCUGUGGGACGCCCAUCCUGCACCAGGGGGCCCAGCAGAGGCCUGGCAACAGCAGCCAUCACUGCGUGGAGACUGUCGCUGCUCCAAUCAAACAAAAGGCUUCCUUCAAGAUCAAGGACGCCAAGUGCCACCUGCACCCGCGCGUGAAGGGGAAGCAGGAUGAGUCGGGGAAGCACGCAGCGCCAGGCGGGGCGGCCCCCUGCUCAGAUUGCCAGGUGACCUUCGUGAACCUCAAGUGCGACUCAUCAAAGAAGGGCAAAGGCCGGCGGGCCCGCAACUCCCCCAACAAGGAGGUGACACGCAUCACUCUGGAGUUUGAGGCAGAAAUCAAACCGGAAGAGGUCACAGCCAGCUGCAAUAUUAACUGCCUGCGGCAGAGGGUGGAGAAGAAGCUGAAGUCUGCAAUCAAGGCCCUGAAGAAGUCCAUAAACCAGGAGCGAUUCCUGAUCCGCUUCGCGGGCAUGGAUUACGAGGUGGCGCGGAAGCUGAGCAUGUCCCCGGAGAGGCAGGAGAGCUGCGGGCCGGGGCAGCAAAGGCUAGGAUCCAAGUGUGUUAGCUGCCUGCAGGGAAUGUAUUACCACGGUCAGAUGGAGCAGUGUGUCCCUUGCCCCCCAGGGACCUACCAGGAGAAAGAAGGCCAGCUCUCUUGUGACCUUUGCCCUGGAAGCGAUGCGUAUGGCCCGGCCAGAGCAACAAACAUAACCACCUGUGCAGGUCAGUGUCCCCCCGGCCAUCACUCAGUGGACGGCUUCAUACCCUGCCAGCCGUGUCCCCGGGGCGCCUACCAGCCCGAAGCUGGGCGAGCUCUGUGCUUCCCUUGCGGUGGGGGGCUGACCACCAAACACGAGGGAGCCUUCUCCUUCCAGGACUGCGAUACCAAAGUUCAGUGCUCCCCGGGUCAUUACUACAAUACCAGCGUCCACCGCUGCAUCCGCUGUGCCGUGGGCACCUACCAGCCAGACUUCCGCCAGAAUUACUGCAUCACCUGUCCCGGCAACACCACCACGGAUUUCGACGGCUCCACGUCCGUGUCCCAGUGUAAAAACCGCCAAUGCGGAGGGGAGCUGGGUGAAUACACUGGCUACAUCGAGUCUCCCAACUACCCCGGCAACUAUCCCGCCAACAUCGAGUGCACCUGGAACAUCAACCCUCCCCCAAAACGCAAGAUCCUCAUCGUGGUCCCGGAGAUCUUCCUACCAUCCGAGGACGAGUGCGGGGAUGUCUUGGUCAUGCGGAAAAACUCCUCCCCCUCCUCCAUCACAACCUAUGAGACGUGCCAGACGUACGAGAGGCCCAUAGCCUUCACCGCCAGGUCCCGCAAGCUGUGGAUCAACUUCAAAACCAGCGAGGCCAACAGCGCCAGGGGCUUCCAGAUCCCCUACGUCACCUACGACGAGGAUUAUGAACAGUUGGUGGAGGAUAUUGUCCGGGAUGGCAGGCUGUACGCCUCUGAAAACCAUCAGGAAAUAUUAAAGGACAAGAAGCUGAUGAAGGCUUUCUUCGACGUGCUGGCUCAUCCACAGAACUACUUCAAGUACACAGAGAAACACAAGGAGAUGUUACCGCGCUCGUUCAUCAAACUCCUCCGCUCCAAAGUCUCCAGCUUCCUCAGGCCUUACAAAUAGCCCCCAGGCAUUUCCACCCGCCCCGUGGGCCGCCCUCCAGCCAAGGAAACUUUCUUUUGCUCUUAUUUGAUGGUUUUUGGGUUUUUUUUCCUAAACAGCUUUUUAAACAAACAGAAUCCCCAUCUCUCACUAUGCAGACGACUCUAAACAAUUUCUCCUUGGCUUUCUUCAAACUCAUCUCAGCGCUGACUUUGUCUCCAGCACGGGCGGUCUGUAAUCUCAAGGCAUCCCAUGCUCUGUUUUACUACGGUGGUGCAGCCCAUAACGAUUACCAGUCCCAGAUGGGGAUGCUCCUUCUCAGCCCAAGUGGCCUCUACAUGCUGAGGCAGCUGCGACCUGCUCUGUUUUAUGCAACUUAAGUGUAGCCACUCUGGUUGCCUUUGUGGCCCGUUGGAUAGCCCUUGAUUACUACACAUCUGCGUACAAAUCUGUCUCUGUUCCUAGGCGCCAUAAACACACCUACAGAGCCUGUACUCCUGGGAUAUAGUUUGGUAUUUUUGUUUCUGCUGUGGGGCUUUCUCCAGCUGCCAAAGCAAAGGAAAGUUGCUGCAGCCAGAAGGGGCUGUUUCUCAAAGAACUGAGCGCAAAGGAAGCCCUGAAUGUGGAAGGUAAUGCCUUAUUUAUCGCAGUGUUGUGGUUUAAAAAUAUAUAUAUAUCAACACAGCUUUGCAGGGGGGAUCGGGAAAAAAAUAUACUUUUUUGUUAAAAAAGAAUACUUAAAAAAAAAAAAAAAAAAGACAACGCUGAAAAGCAUCACAGCAAAUGGCAGUUCCAGUGGGCGGAAGGGAGAUCUGCAUCUCUCCAGGGAGUUGGGUUGGUCUCUCUGCACUUGAAGACAGCAUGGCCAAGCCGCGUUCUUGUAGAACAAUGGAUGAAUGGGAGAAAAAAGGUAAUGAACGAGAAGCCUUUCAGAUGGAUUCAUUUUUUUUCCCCCAUGGACACUUGUGCCAAGAGACCAGACUCUCUUACAAGCUCUGCCAAAGAGUAACUCGUCGACAGAAAAGCAAGCGAUGUGAAGAGCAGGAGUAAAUGUUUGUGCACUAGGAUAUCGUCCUUUCUACCUUUUUCAUAUGUAUUAAGUGCAAUCAUUUGAGUCUUCUUUAUAUUAUUUAGAGGGAAGUUUUUUCUACUAGAAACUACAAUAUUUAUACCUGCCUGAGAAAUGAGAAUGUGUGUUUGUAACAAACAAAAACAAACCAAGGCUUCAAUUAACAGUGACCCAAACGUGAUGACGUUUUCAGACUUUGGAAUCUUUUCUUCUGAUAUUGGUCCCUAAUAAGGCAAAUCCACUUGAUGUUCCUUUUAUCAUUGACACUUUUAUUCCGUCCUCCCCCUUAAAUCAGUUGAAUCUUUCCCUGAUGACUGGAAAGCACAAGAUCUUUUCCCAUCCACAGGUGUCUCCAGUGUGGUCACUUUGUGCUAGGUCUCCGCUAUUGGAUACAGAGUUACCAGUUUACGCUUGGUUGCCGGUUACACUCCUUUGCUCUGCAGCAUGAAUUUCUAGAACCCAGAAUGCUAAAGACUCUCAAACUUCUGUCAUUCGGGCUAACAGAUUCUCUCCGUUAGCUGCAGUAAUAUGGAGACUUAUCUUGUUGUCAGUAGGUCUCCAGGCAUGAACAGCCUGAUUCUCCUCUCGUUCACCACAGUGUAAAUCAGGAGUAACUCCACUGAAGUUAAUGGAGUUACAUCAUCAUAAAAACAGCAUGAGGGGAAGCAUGAGGCUCCAGCCAGGCUUCCCUUCACACUCAUCUCCUGUGUCUCAGUGAACUUCAGUUUGGUUUGUAAGCAGCCCCUGGGGCUGAUCUCACCAGCUUUAGCUGUAGUCUGCUUUAUAUGAGUGCUUGUUUAUAUUUUCAUGAAGAAACCAGCUAAUCUGUUUCCAUUUCCCGAAGAGUUGGAAGAAGCAGGGCAGGAUAUUGAGCCUGAUCCUGGAGGCAAAAUUCCCAUUGACUUUUAUGGGAGUUCUGUAUGAAUUAGGAAUCGACGAAUGAGGUGCAGAGAAACUCAGUGCAUGUUCCCAUGACUGUCCAUUUUGCUGGGACAUUGUUAUAUUAAACCGCUUGGGGAACCUAAUGGCCAAAGCUCCAUCAGACCCUUAGUUAAUUCAGCCUUGAAAAGUCAUCGUGUCUUUGGGGGAGAUGCAGAAGUGCCAUUGGAGUCCAAUGAAAUGUGCUUCUAAAUCCCUUAGGUGCUUUUGAAAAUCCGCUGCCUCCUGCAGGGGUUCUCAAACUUAAUCACAGUGCAGGCCACAUCUCACUAGGGAGGUUGUCUUGUGGCCAGCUCCCCUUCCAUGUGCAAUCACAGAGCUUCCAGGGGCCAACUCCAGCAGUUGCCUCCAUGAAAAAUACUAAUAUUUAAGCCAGCGUUUUCAAAAGUGGCCACUGACCUUGGGAGCCUCCAUUUUGGAGCCCAACGUGAGACACCUUAGGCCAGCUGAGCUCCUGCUGCUCCCUUUGAUCACGAUUGGGCUUUAAUGGCUGCAAGUAUCACCCUGUCUAUUGAUGUCUUGCCAAUCUCCAUCUCUGCCAUAGCCCCACAUCUCAUCUGAUGUCUCAUCAGCUAAAACUGAAUGUAGCCAAAACUUCUCUCCCAUUAGCACUUCUCCUUCUUUCAACAUUGAGAUGCUAUCUGGCUCCUCACUCUCCCUUGCCCCAGGCACCCAGGCCAUUUCCAAAUCCUGCCACUCCUUCCUUGUGAACCUAAGAGCUGUUCUUUACCUGCCAUCUCUGCAGCCAGAUCUCGGUCAGGCCCUUAUUAGACUCUUCCUCUGGCCUCCCGUGUCCAUGCGCACCACCGUGCAACAUGCAGAUAGCACCACUUUGCUGGAUCUCCAUCCGCAAUCACGUCACCUUUGUCCGCGGUGGUACCUAACUCUGCCUUUUCCUUCUUAUCCUCCCUUGUCUGGCUUCAUGUCGCCCCCCAACCUCCACUCCACCACUAUUCCUGCCCGGUUGUCAGCCUCUAGCACAGUCACCUUUGUGCCUUCUUCUGGGCAGCCCCCUAUGCCCGGUGCAAUCUCAGUGACCACAUCCUGUCCACAUUUAAGUCUCUCUUUAAAGACCCACUUCUGCCAUGUGGUGAAUCCAGUUGACUUGUAUACAGGUUUCCUAUUUGUUGUUCUUCACUUCCCGCAGUCUCUGUCUCCUUGUGUCCUUUGACUGUGAGCAACUUGGGGCAGGGACAGUUCCUUCUUGAACAUCCGGAAAACACAUAGCCCAUUGGAGGCACCACCAUCAGCUGAUUAGUUAUUACCCAACACACUCUCAUGGCUGUUAGCAGAUAGAAGGGACAGGGUGCUGGGUUCUCUCUUGAGCAGAUGAUAGCUGAUAUCCCAUAUUUUCUCUCCCCCCCCCCCGCCCAAUGUUUGGCUAUACAGCUUUGUUCUGCUGCUGCCCCCAGGAGUCCAUUCACUGUAUUCAGAGUAACAGCCGUGUUAGUCUGUAUCCGCAAAAAGAAGAACAAAAAUAGUGGUGUUAGAGAGCUGUCUAGCAGCCUCCUGGUCAUAUUCCAAUUUAUUCAUGAUGACGACAGCACCUCCUUUGUCAGCCUUUUUGAUUCUUCUAUUCACUGUAUUGUAUCAUCCCAUCACUCGGCUGAGUGAUGCUCAAUUCUAUCCCCUUCAUCCUGAGUGCAUCUCUCAUGAGGGGUUGGGCUUUUUCAUGCCAUCUGUGUAUUUGCCCCAAGUCCUCUGAUAAGUUGGAUGCCUGCCACAGCACUGGUAUCUGCAGCAGACUCCCCAGUGGAAAAGGCACAAGAUCUAUUUUGGGGGUUCAGAAUGCAUGCAGCACUGCCUAGAGUAUAUAGGUGUUUAAAGGGACAUGAUCAAGUCUAAAAGCCAAAUUUCAGGUAUGGUUUAAAAAAAUAAAUCCCCAAAUCUGAUGUACAUAGAAGUGUUUCUAGGGCUAUUUAAAACCAUGGAGCCUCUUACAUUUCAAAAUGAGACUGCAGCAGUCUGACCCCAAACACAUUUUGGACAAGAUUUUCAGAAGUGACGUGUGAUCUUGGGUGAUUCCUGGGAUGCCUUAAAAGCACCCCAAUUUUCACACAGGGCAGUGCACCCUCCCUCUGAAAAUCAGGCCUUAAGGUGAUAGAAGUUGAGCCCUCAUUGGAAAUUCUUGGCCUUUUAAUAAAUUUUUGUUUGCAUAAUCUGAGGGCCUGAUCUUGCAGCCUUAGUGCCACAAACAGUCCUUCGACAGCAGUCCUGUUGAGGCCUACAGCCCUCAUCCUGUAAAAAUCGUAGUAUGUGCUUUGGUAACCAGCCCUUAAUGGUACUACCUUGAAGGGAUUGCAGGUUCAGACCAUCUAGUUGUGACUUACUACCACAGGUAAAUAAUUAUUUCCUCCAUAAUCUACAGCAUGUUCUGUUAACUAGUCACUUAAAUACAUUUACUGCAAUGGGAAAUCUUGACUGUAUUAUGCAGCCAGCUGUUAGGAUGGACAUAGUUUUGGAGGCCUGAUUCAUAGAACAUGCCACUGACUGGUGUUUCCUUCAGACAAUCCUUUUGGGGACUAUGAGGAAGAUCUUACCAGAUGUUCUGUACACCAUCAAACCCUGCUUCAGUUCCUUGUGCUACAUCUGGCCCUGCCCCCAGGCAAGAAAAUGUUUGAAAGGCUGAAAACUCCAUCACCCACUUUCUGAUGUACUGAAUGUUUCAACAUAGUAAACAAAGGGUUGGUUUUAAAAAAGGCAAAAAAAGUUGGAAUAUUUAUAUCUGUCUUUUGCAGUGGGCCACGAUUUAGCAUCUCCCACAAAAUGAUUAAGUGAUGGAAAAAAUGUAGUUCAUAAAGUUAUUUGCACUUGAUUAAAAAAGUUGUAUCUGAACUUUGUAAAAAGAAAUGUUUGCAUUUUGUAUUGUCUUUUUAAUUAUUAAAUUGAAUUUCUUGGU